GUUUUGAUAAGCCCGACCUAUUUUUUCCCCCCCCAGUGAGCUUGUCCUGCAAUAGGAUUGUUUGGACAAACACUCGAUUGGUUGCUGUUUGCCAAAAAAAAAAAAAAAAAAAAAAAAAAAAAGGACCAAGGGCGCGACAACCGCCAAGAGAACAACAAAGAGUCACAGAAAACAACUAUCUAGUCUAGGCGUGCGUCUGGUCUAACUAUGGCUUUUCUAGCGUGAGAUAACGCAUCCUCGAACCCGCAGACCCUUCGAUGACGUUGCCAUUCAAUCACCCACAUGGUUUCGAACCUCGCCAACGUAAAGUAAAGCGCCUGUUCAAUUGAGCCUCUCUGCUUGAAAACCCGCGCCCCGAAUUCCACCCCUCCCCUGAUUUUGCGAGGGAAAACCCGCCAGAGAUGACCGAUUCACCAUCGAGCCUCGGCGGCGCAGCCAUCAUGGCGCCCAACCACGCCCACAUGAGCAGCAGCCCCUCGUUCUCGCAACCUCCCACCGCCGACACCCCCGCACGCAGCGACAGCAGCCUCAGGACGGUCGGCGCGCACGGCGCCGCGGCGGCGAGGACGACGACCCCGGCCGGCGCGACCGUCUACGGGCCCGACGUGCUGCCCGACGGGUCCCUGAACCCGCGCAGCUGCAUCAUCUGCCGCAAGCGCAAGGUCAAGUGCGACCACCUGCAGCCCUGCACCAACUGCCGCCGCGCGCGCGUGAGCUGCGUCUUCCCCGCCCCCGGGCGAGCCCCGCGCAGACCGCGGCCCAAGGACCCCGGCAGCAGCAGCGGCGGCCCACACACCGCGGCCGGCGAGCCCGGCCGGCACGGAGCAGCCGCCAGCGAGCGCGAGGCGGAGCUGAUGAAGAGGUUGCGCAAGCUCGAGGGCAUCGUCGAGAACCUGAGCGGGCAGAUCGAGCUCGAGACCGCGAGGCAUGGGAGCGCGGGUGGGCCGUCGCCGGACGCGACGCAGGACUCGCCCGGCAGCGGCGAGCUCAGGGGCGCGGGCGGCCGCGGGAGCUACUCGUCGGCAACGGGCGUGAGGGCCGCGAGUUCGACGAGCAGCGCCAGCAACAGCAACAUGGCUUCGGGUCCUGUAAACGGAAGCCCCCACAAACGGUCGCAGACGUUCGACUCGACCCAGGACAGCCCGCCAGCGACGACGGAUGUUGCCAAGAAAUUCGGCAGGCUUGUGUUGCACGACAAGGGCAAGUCUCGCUACGUGAGCAGCGGGUUCUGGUCCAGGAUAAACGACGAGAUCAAUGCGCUGCGGGCCGAAACAGAGGACAUGCUAGAUUCAGAGACUGACGUCUCGGAUAAUGAUGACAGCCCCCCUGCUGUUCCACUGCCAGACACGUAUUCCAACGGUUCAUUUCUGUUUGGCUAUCGUUGUUCGGAUCUCGACCUCCGAAAGUUUCACCUACCCCCUUCUCAAAUCAUGUUUAUCUGGCAGGUCUACUGCGACAACGUUAAUCCCGUUACCAAAUUGCUUCACGUGCCUUCUACCAAGGCACUGUUGCUCAAAGCCACGGCUGACUUGGGAAACAUUGAUCCCUCUCUCGAAGCUCUAAUGUUUGGAAUCUACUUUGGAGCACUGACAUCCAUGGACGAGACCGACGUCGAGAUGCACUUUGGAGCAACCCAAGCACACAUGCUACAAAAGUAUCGCUAUGCUCUGGAGAUGGCUCUGGCAAAGGCCGACUUUCUCACUUCGACCGACCUCAUGACACUGCAAGCCCUUGUGCUGUUCGUCAUGCUCGUCAGACGACGGCAGGAUACCCGUCUGGCCUGGACCAUGACGGGGGUUGCUGUACGCAUCAGCCAGUCGAUUGGACUGCAUCGCGACCCGAGCAAUUUCCCGAACCUGACGCCCUUCGAAGGCGAGAUGAGGAGGAGACUCUUCUGGUACCUCGCUCUCCUCGAUCUCCGCGCGGCAGAGGAUCAGGGCACAGACGUCGCCAUUCACGACCUGGGCUACGACACGCGCAGGCCUCUGAACAUCAACGACGAUGAUUUUGGCCCGGACAGCAAGGAGCUCCCCGCGCCACGUGAGGGCGAGACCGAGAUGGCGUUCGUGCUCAUGUCGUACGAGGUGCAGCCUUAUGCCCGGAGGAUCCUGCUCUUGUCUUCGGCGGCCGCCUCCAUGUGCCCGCGGGCCAUGAACACGUUGGAAGAGCGAGAGAAGCUGCUGAUGGAGAUCAGCGCCAUUGCUGAGCGCAUAUUACCCAGGAACGGCCCGGCUCCGACCAUGGAGAUUAGCAUCCUGGCCGCCAUGAUCGCGCGAGUCAUUCUCAACAAAAUGACCAUCCUGGUGUACCAAACCUCUCUGAUUGGCCAACACGACGCCGCUGAGGAGCUGAGCCAGGAGCGAAAGGAUCGCCUGGUGCAGUCUGCGAUCGAGGUCUUUGAGUAUAGCCACCUUGUCCUCCACGACCAGCGAGUCCGCCGGUGGCGAUGGGUCGCACACGUCUUUAUGCAGUGGCAGGCGGUCACAUUUCUGCUCCUCGCCAUCUCCACAGGGCCGUGGAGUCCCAUAUCGGAGAGGGGCUGGUCGGCGCUCGGGACCAUGUUCAGCAGCGCCACGGCCGCCGCAGAGAUCGAUCGCAUAUCGGACAAUGCCGCCGUCUGGUUGCCGCUCAAACGGCUCUACAACCGGGCCAAGAGGCACCGGGUGGCGGAAAUCGCCCGGCUCAGGGCCGAUCCCGAUGCGGCGCGUGAGCUGGACCGCGAGUGGUACCCCAAGACUCUCCCCACAUCAAACUUUAGCACCUUGUCGGGCAGGAUCAAGAUCAAGGUGGCCCUGGACAGGUGGAGGGAGCUGGUACAGGCGCCGGCUCUGGAGCCAGAAGUGCAGGCCUCGUUUAGACGCGACCAGGAGCGGCAGAAUCCGCACCUGCAUAAUUCCUCCUGCAACAUGGCUCCACCUUCCAACCGAGUGGACAACGCCGCGGUCAACGACUUGGCCGUGCAGCCCGUAACGGUUGGACAGCAGCAGCAGCAGCAGCAGGACAAUGCCGGGGAGGCGGUGCCUGCGGCGCAGCAGAUGGACCCGGACGUCCUGCAGCUCAUGAACCAAGUCAUGUCCCAGCCGACAUUUGCGUCGCAGGACAUUUGGCCGCUCGCCUUCCCCGUCGAGAGCAUGCAGGCGCAAAACAGCGGACCGGCAUUCGGGUACCCCGGCGACAACAACAACAACAGCAGGUCAGGGUUGAACUUUGGCCAGCCGCCGCAGCCGCAGCCGACGGCGUCGGAGACGCCGCUGCUCGACGCAGAUCUGCGCAAGGGCGACGCGCCCCCGUGGAUGUGGGUGGGGGCCGGCGGUGGCGCGGCCGCCAUGCCCAACGGCGGCGACGCCAACGGUCUCGCCAACAUCAGCAUGGGCACCGCGGGCGCCGAUCAGUUUGGCGGCCUCUCGUCUCUGGAAGACUUUGACAUGAACAUGGACGACGAAGACUUUAACUGGCAGACGUUUAACGACAGCAUACGCGGCUUCUCGACGACUGGUUGGGGACAGUUGCAGUAAUGUUUUUUUUUUUUUUUUUUUUUGUUUCGGUUUACUUUUUUUUUGCACGAUGGUUGUGAUGGCGUUACAGGAUGGUUAUACCACGAUUUCUCUCUUCUUAUAGUUGGAUUCUCGGCAAGCUUGCUUGGACAGUUUUGUUGUAUGAUUUACAUUGGGAGGGCGUGGGCUCAGAAGAGCUUGAGUGGGUGGAGGGCUAGAGUAGAAGUUUGGAAACUGUGGACAAUCUGGUGUACAGUACGUAGCAUCGCCC
This is a messenger RNA of Pyricularia oryzae 70-15, 3765 nucleotides long. RefSeq names its product fungal specific transcription factor domain-containing protein. The record is from RefSeq and is a predicted model, not a curated record. Gene Ontology annotation, biological process: DNA-templated transcription; regulation of DNA-templated transcription. Bases 402 to 3515 code for a protein of 1037 amino acids. Gene Ontology annotation, molecular function: zinc ion binding; DNA-binding transcription factor activity, RNA polymerase II-specific; DNA binding. Lineage: Eukaryota; Fungi; Ascomycota; Sordariomycetes; Magnaporthales; Pyriculariaceae. The transcript has 2 exons.